Molecule: messenger RNA, 22567 nt
Organism: Pelobates cultripes (western spadefoot toad)
Lineage: Eukaryota; Metazoa; Chordata; Amphibia; Anura; Pelobatidae
Source: the annotation of a GenBank genome assembly
GCGACGGUGGUAAGCACCAUUUUACGGAGAAGCGAGUCUCCAUUCAAACACGCCACGUCAGUUCCACACGUAGGCAUAAGCGUUCGGAAACCAGGGCGCAUGCGCAGACAAUACCAUGGGGCGUGUCAUACGCCAUUUUGGAAACGGGCAAAAUGCCUUUCACGAGGCGAAUAAAAUAAAAAAAAACUUGAAUUUACUUUUUUUGUAAGGAGAUGGUACUGCUGUGGACUGCGUUUCCUUACGUGCUCACAUAACCGAAGCUCAGGCCUGUAGGUGUAUUUUCACCUGAUGGCAGCCUCACAGCGCUGUAGGACUACAAGUCCCGUGAUGCUUUGGUGCUCAUUGUGAGACAGUCCAUGCCCCACCCAGUGCACAGGCACCGAGGAGAGGCAGCUAAGUGACGACCUCCACGUCAGCAGUUCGGUCCAUCCGGCGCUCACGUGACCCUCCCCUCACCCCACCGCAAGAUGGCGGCGCCUUGGCCGGAGUGAUGACGUUGCUGCGCUGAGAGCUGGGCGGAGCCGACACGAAGCCAAGUGCUCCCCCAAAGCCUCAGUCUUUCUACAGGUUUCCACCGGGGCAGCGAGCAGGGGGUCCAGCGGCGGCCCCUCCUCUCUCUCUGUCCCACAUCAGUCAUGGCGUCCGCCUGGCAGCAGGCAGCCUCGCAGCAGGCCGAGGUGAUCUCUGCCCGCCUCAGGGAGCUGCUGGCCGCGGGCCUGGGCCUUCUGCGAACCGAGCUAGGCCUCGACCUGGGCCUGCAGCCGCACCAGUACCCCUCCUGGGUGUUCCUGGCCGUGCCAGCCGGGCUGGGCCUGCUCGUCUUACUGCUGCUGCUCAGGGCUGUCUUACGGGGCUCCUCGGCCAGGGACCGAGUGAGGGAUGAGAGGGGACCCGCCUUCACCCAGGCUGCACCCCCAGCACCGCCUGCCAAGAAUGCCAAGGGCGAGGACCCCAAGAAAAAGAGCAAGAAGAAGCUGCCAGAAAAGGCCAAGGUGAGGAGGCAGCUAGGGGGGCUACUCCUGCCAUGGCAAGCCUGGGAGUCUCAAUUACUGCCAGCUGGAUCAGCUAAGGGGGGCUACUCCUGCCAUGGCAAGCCUGGGAGUCUCAAUUACUGCCAGCUGGAUCAGCUAAGGGGGGCUACUCCUGCCAUGGCAAGCCUGGGAGUCUCAAUUACUGCCAGCUGGAUCAGCUAAGGGGGGCUACUGCUGCCAUGGUAAGCCUGGGAGUCUCCAUUACUGCCAGCUGGAUCAGCUAAGGGGGGCUACUCCUGCCAUGGCAAGCCUGGGAGUCUCAAUUACUGCCAGCUGGAGCAGCUAAGGGGGGGGGGGCUACUCCUGCCAUGGCAAGCCAAGGGGACUUCCAUUACUGCCAACUGGAUCAGCUAAGGGGGGCUACUCCUGCCAUGGCAAGCCUGGGGGACCUCCAUUACUGCCAGCUGAAUCAGCUAAGGGGGGGGCUACUGCUGCUAUGGCAAGCCAAGGGGCCCUCCAUUACUGCCAGCUGGAUCAGCUAAGGGGGGCUACUCCUGCCAUGGCAAGCCAAGGGGACCUCCAUUACUGCCAGCUGGAUCAGCUAAGAGUGGCUACUCCUGCCAUGGCAAGCCAAGGGGACCUCCAUUCAUACCAGUUGGGGCAGCUAAGGGGGGGUACUCCUGCCAUGGCAAGCCAAGGGGAUCUCCUUUACUGCCAGUUGGAGUAGCUAAGGGGGGGAUGUAGUCCUGCCAUGGCAAGCCAUGGGGAAUCUCCAUUCCUGCCACCUGCAGCAGCUUAGUGGGGUACUCCUGCCAUGGCAAGCCUGGGAGUCUCAAUUACUGCCAGCUGGAGCAGCUAAGGGGGGGGGGCUACUCCUGCCAUGGCAAGCCAAGGGGACUUCCAUUACUGCCAACUGGAUCAGCUAAGGGGGGUUACUCCUGCCAUGGCAAGCCUGGGGGACCUCCAUUACUGCCAGCUGGAUCAGCUAAGGGGGGGCUACUGCUGCUAUGGCAAGCCAAGGGGACCUCCAUUACUGCCAGCUGGAUCAGCUAAGGGGGGCUACUCCUGCCAUGGCAAGCCAUGGGGACCUCCAUUACUGCCAGCUGGAUCAGCUAAGGGGGGGCUACUGCUGCCAUGGCAAGCCAAGGGGACCUCCAUUACUGCCAGCUGGAUCAGCUAAGGGUGGCUACUCCUGCCAUGGCAAGCCAAGGGGACCUCCAUUACUGCCAGCUGGAUCAGCUAAGGGGGGCUACUCCUGCCAUGGCAAGCCAAGGGGACCUCCAUUCAUACCAGUUGGGGCAGCUAAGGGGGGGGUAGUCCUGCCAUGGCAAGCCAAGGGGAAUCUCCAUUCCUGCCACCUGCAGCAGCUUAGUGGGGUACUCCUGCCAUGGCAAGCCUGGGAGUCUCAAUUACUGCCAGCUGGAGCAGCUUAGUGGGGUAUUCCUGCCAUGACAAGCCUGGGAGUCUCCAUUACUGCCAGCUGGGGUUAGCUAAGGGGGGGGCUACUCCUGUCAUGGCAAGCCAGAAGGUCUCCAUUACUACCAGCUGGAGCAGCUAAGGGGGGCUACGCCUGCCAUGACAAGCCAGAGUGUCUCCAUUAGUGCCAGCUGGAGCAGCUAAGGGGGGUCUCCAUUACUGCCAACUGAAGCAGCUUAGUGGGAUACUCCUGCAUGGCAAGCCUGGGAGUCUCCAUUACUGCCAGCUGGAGCAGUUAAGGGGGGGAGGUAGUCCUGCCGUGGCAAGCCUGGGGUGGGGGUCUCCAUUGCUACCAGCUCAGCCUGGUAUUAGACAUCACAUAUGGUCAGAGGGAAAAGGUCGAUUACAGGGCAGUAUUUUUAGUACAGGAAUGUGAAUACUUGGGCCAUAUUUAUCAAGGCAAAACUGAGUGCUAAUCUGGGAGAAAGAACUAAAUUAGGAGAAAUCACCAUAGAAACCAGUGGAAUGUCAAUGAACAUUUAGCACUUUGUCCCAGAUUUUAACUUGGUUUUGCCUUCGAGUCCUUGGAUCACCUAUACUCGUGGCAAGAUAAUUUUAAAAAUUAUACUCCAAAAUAUCUGUUAACCAUGGUUUUUAUAGGUUUCAUUUUGGGGUUUAAAUCUGGCUGAUACUUUGCUGGAAAUAUGUGUAAUUAGUACUGAGAUGAAGAAGCAUUUUCCUAGAGCAGUGGGUUGGCUUUCCUUUUCAUCUAUGUGCAUUAUGCAGACCACUAUCCCACAAUGCUCAGCCAGCAAUGUUGAUGAACGAGGGCCAGUUGGACUGAGGUUCACAGCUUAUGAGUUAAUUUUUCAUUACUGUCCUAUGGGGGAUGGUGACCGCAAAAGACUUUAGGGUUUUAUCAUCCAUAUAGGACUAGUUAAACAUUAGGUUCCAGCAUCCAAACUCUGUUUCCUUAUAUAUAUACUAAAUGUUUAAUAAAGAUACUCUCUGGCAUCACAACAGCCUAUUAACAAGGCACAAACUCUGAAUAUUUGUACUGAUUAUCCCUGUGAACAUCAUGAACAAUUACAUUUUGUGUGAUCAUUUUACCACAUUGGGCUCUUAAGGCUCAUGGAUUCCCCUCUGCAUUUCAGUAGGGAGCAAAACUGUAAAUCUUGUUAAAGCAAACCGAUACUGUGUUCUGAUAGUUUCAUUUUACAAAAGAAUGGUUUAUUGUCUUCAAGUAAUUCAGCCAUUACAUUAUAAGGGCAUAUUUUGUGAGAAUUAGCCAACUGAUCCAGAUGUAACAUUAUGGAUAUUGUAGCCUGUUAUUUUACUUAUGGAAUAUACUUCAAGCUCUCUGUAAUUGUUACCUUUAUCAAGUUUAAUUACAUUUUCCAUCACAUACAACACAAUCUGAUCGUGAAAUAAUCAUUUUGACCUCCAACCUACAUUUUAUUUCUCUUUUUGUUCCCAUUUAUUACAUCGGAACUGUCACUUCUGUGAUGCCAUAAUACCUCUUGCCUUAGAAUUGACAUAUGAGCACAUGGUUGUGUUUGGCCUUAAUGUGAAAGUACUAUUUUAAAUAAAGUUAAUAUUUAGGCUAGAAUAACUGCAAUGGAAUGAAUUAUUUGGAAAAUAUUAACAAUCAAGCAAUUUUGUUAUUACCUUGUUAAAUCUCCUCAAUUCUUGGGUUAGUGACUUAACUGCAGAUUACAUUCCGUCAUGGUAACAGUAAGUUUAAGCUUUCAGAAGAAAUAUUCAAUAUCCGUAUUGUAUUUUUUUUUUUUUUUUUAAAGGACAACUAUAGGCACCCAGACCACUUAAGCUCAAUGAAGUGGUCUUGGUGCCAGGCCUCCCUAGUUUUAACCCUGCAGCUGAAAACAUAGCCGUUUCAGAGAAACGACUAUGUUUACAAUGCAGGGUUAAUCCAGCCUCUCUAGUGGCUGUCUCCCUGACGGCCACUAGAGGCCGCUUGCGCAAUUUACACUGUGUAAAUCACUUAUUUGUUGCUGGAUGUCCUCAUGGAGUCCAGUGUCAAAAUAGAUCCCCAUAGGAAAGCACUGAGUAAUGCUUUCCCUAUGGGCGGGUUUGAAUGCGCGCCUCUGGCCGCGCAUGCGCAUGGGGCUCCACUCGGAAGCUGACAUCGAUGGAGAGGUCACCAGUGCCGAGGGAGCCCGGUGGUGGAUUAAGGCAAGCAAAUAAAUGGUUAAUUAACCAUUUAUUCACCGCGGAACGGGACCUAAGUCACCUAAAUGGUGACUAGGGCUCUAUAGCGUUAGGAUUACAUUUUUGUAUUCCUAACGCUAUAGUGUUCCUUUAAGUAAUGGGUGUCCAGAUUCCUAAUGCUUGCUUGCUGAAAAGCUUUGUGGGAAGAGUUGCCUGGUUACACUCCCCUGGCUUUUCAAGCAGACAAGUCCUGUUACUUCCUAGUUUGGUUGUCUCAGUGGAGGUAGACUCAGGAGCACCUGCCUUGCAUUCUCAUUGAGCUGCAUUGGGAAGUUUGUGAUUGGACAGCCACAGAACAUCUGAGCGGAGUUAGAAGGGGAGAUUUUGCAAAGAUAGCAGACAAAAGAUCGGCAGGUUUUGUAAGCUGUUUUUAUGUAGACACCCAGUAAAAAAAUGUAUAGGCAAAUACAAUCACGGUUUCAUUUUGGGUAUGUCUACUAAACAGUGAUUUUGUGCAUUUAGACACUGGAGUGUCCCAAUAAAUAUAUUCAUUAGUAACCGUGUACGCACUUGAGUUAAAACGCCUUUGCAGAGGAUGCCAAAUUUUGCAGCAUGGUAGAUGUUAAUUUGAUUUGUGGGAGCUUGGGUUAUGGUUUAUUGGAUCUAAAAUGUCAUAUCAAGAACUUAAAUGGAGACUAUAGUCCUUCGAAUAAAAAGCACCCUUGCGCCACACUACAGUAUAUUAAGGAUUGAAUAAACUUGCUGUACUUGCUUGAUUCCAACGCUGAUGUCCCUCGGCACCCCAGCUCUCAUGUCGCCAGGUGGAGGGCGGGGUGCUAAUGCGCAAGGGCAUUAGGCCCUCUCCAUUGGAAAGCAUUGCUACAGUGCUUUUCUAUGGAUGAUUGACCGAGGGCAUCCAGCGACCAAAAGUUGACUAACCACCUUAGGUGCCUCUAGUGGCUGUCUGACUGCCACUAGACGCAGUCUUACCUCUCUCUGCUUGCAGUUUAUCAAUAACUGCAAUAAUUACAGUUUCAGGAUUAAGGGGACUGGGACAGUGCAUCCAGACCACUUCAAUGAUUAUGCAGUUUUAGCACAAAAUCUUGACAGAUAAAUGCACAUCAAAUUGAGGUUUAUGGACACUAAAAUAAGAACAAAAUGACUUUUGGGUUCUUAUCCUAAAUUGAAAAGCAAGCAACUGUGUGUUAAAGCAGGGGAUUAUCUGCAGAUGUAUAGUGAAUAGGGAUUUUCUAUAACCUCACUUUAGUUAAUACAUGUUGAGUUCUGACUGGUAGUUCAUUCAAAUACUGCUUGCUGUUACGCUGCAUAUGUAGAUGGACAGGUCAUUCACCUGUAUAUGUACAUGCAUGGGGAAGGACACUUGAAUUUACUGCAAAUACUCUCUGAUGACUUUUGUUAGCAGUAAACCAACUUUAAGUCCGUUCAUGCUUAAAUGUAUUGAAUUUUGUUAGCUUAGUGUGCCACAUCGUAGAAAAGGGGAGUGAUGUAUACACUGUUUGCCAGGGAAAAGGAGCCAGUGCAAUAUAUAACUGUGAAGAGGCAUUGCAGCCAUUAUUGGAGGGAUCAUGGUGCCAGGAUACAAUCCCUGCUUUCCGAACAGUGCUCUAAGGCAGAGUUUGUAGCUCUGUGUAGAAUCCUGUCAAUUAGAGCACUUGCAGAUUCACAUUUAAUUUCAAAUGCCAUUAAGUUUUAUCGUAAUGUGAAAGGAACUUGCAAGUCAAUAGGAUGACAUGUCUUGUUGCAAAAAGCUUGGGCCAUGCUUCCUGUGCUGAGAGCCAGGAAGAGGCAAACUAGCAGGUCUUUUGGGCAGAGUCACAAGCUUUGCUUUAUUAUUAUGGGUCCCACCAGACUCCUGGGCUCCUUUUUGUAGGCAGGUUUACAACAUUCAGGCUUCUACAGAGCUGCAUAAGCUGGAUGCUGAUACUGAUGUUCAUUGGCUUUGAGCUUCAGCUAACUGAUGUAAGCCAAUGAAUGAUCUGUGCAUUGAAAUACGCACAUAAUUUAUAUUGGCCAGCCUGGCACUAUAUCUUGAAAACCACUAAAAACAAGUGAAAGAAGGUGUUUAUAACAAGUCUUCUAUCAAUUUUUCUCACAAAAGCAAUUAAAAAUAUAUAUUCAAAGAGCAGCACCGUAACCAGUGUAAUAGCUCAAACACUCAGAACAUUAAAACAAAAAAACCUAUACAGGUGUUGUCUUUAAGACUUUUUCAUACUUUAUAAUAUAUUGGUCUUAAAGACACAGCACACCUGUAUAGGUUUUUGAUAUUAUUUUUUUUUUUUUUUUAUGUUCACCUGGCACUUUUGCUUCUGGUCUGGCAAAUGACUGCAUGGAGUUCUCACACACAACUGGUACUACAUUAGAUAAUGAGAAAUCCAUUAAUAUUUUGAUUACUGCAGCUACUAGAAAAAACGUUUAGUACUGAUUGUGUCCUUUAAAUUGUUUGCCCUUCUUGAGUUUCCUAUAAACUGUGACUUGUCCAAUUCUAACUCCUAAGCCCACAACCUUGAAUACACAAUUGAUAUUAAACAAAAUUUUGUAAAGAGUUUAAAAUUUGCCUUUAUGUGGCUAAUGUACAACAUGUGAGACCUUGAAUGGUAAAACUCAAUUUAGUGCAAUGAUGGUUCACAAAAGUAGUAAAGUCAAAGGUCAGUCAGAACCCCAUCUCUCUUGGACGCUCGGUCUCUAAGCAUCCACAUACUUCUUGUUGGUCAGAUAACAUUUUGUGAAAUUGCAGGAUUUGGUAAAGUGUUUUUGUUUGGUUUUUUUUGUCUUCUUAAAACUCUUGUCAUUUCAUUUUUGCCCAUCCAGCCCAAUGGCAGACCUGUGGAGUUAGUUCAAGAAGAAGUAAUAACCACAGUGAAAAGAGACAAUGUAAAGCAGUCAGUGGAGGCAGACAAGAAGAAUGAGAAGGUAACCAUCCAUUUUUGGAUGAAUGUGUAUCACUAGAAUGUUUUAUGUGCAUGUACUAAUUAAUUUUAUAAAUUGUUCAAUUUCAUUUGCUGGGAUGAUCAAAAUACUUAUCACAGAGUUGAAGGUAUAAUUUUUCAACAUGUAUAUUUGCUGGUAAUGUAGCUAUAACAAUGUAUGGAGUAUACCUACAUUAAGUUUAAAUUCUAAUCCACCGUUUUGGGUUAAUAUGCAAGCUGCAAGAAUUGUAAGCACUGCAAAUUAUUUAUUUUAUUUAUUUGUAGAUGAAGAAGAAUAAAAAGAAACUGAAACUGGACUCAAAGCAAUCACAACCAUCUGCAAAUGUAGAUAAAAAAGAAGCGGAGGAAGGUAAAUUAAAAAUUUGCUUAAAUCCUUAUUGAAAUGAUACCUGUUUUCAGUUAUGAAUUGGAAUGAUGGUUUGUAAACUAGAGACGGAUUGGCUACUUAGUUGCUGUGGGUGUCCAUUGUGCAAUGUUAUGAAUAAACUAGUAUAGACUUCAUUUUUAUGAAACAGUUACCGUAGGGUUAUAUCUAGCAACAUUGAUGUCCAUUUUAUUAAAGUUGUAAUUUAAGUGCAUUUUGUUUCAAUAACAAGCAGUUUAAACCUUUUUCUGUUCAAUUAAAAUGCAUCCUUUUUUAAUAAUCUGUGUAAUUGCCUAUAUUUAAUAAUCAAUAUAUUUUAACAGAGCCACAUUAUACGAGACACGUGGUACUAGUGUAAUAUUUCUUCUUUAGAAUAAACUUUGGCAUGUUGCUAGAUAUUUACAUGGAUUUCUUUUGAACUCAAAUAUUUAGUUUUGUGUUAAAACAAUAUCUUUUCACAGUCUGGUCUCUCAUUGGCUGAGCUACUCUGAGGGCCUCCAAAGGUUAACACAAGGGGCGGUGGGAGGGGGUUGUUCUGUAUAUCUUCCAAAAUAGUUUUCUGUUUUAACAGUGUAGAAGUAAAUUGAGCAGAUGUAAGCAAUACUAAUAUUUUUGUUCCCUGAAAGGAAACUGGGAAACAAAAAUCAGUAACCGGGAAAAGCGUCAGCAACGUAAACGUGAAAAAGGAACAGAGUCUGACGUAAUUGAAACUACACCGCUGAUUAUUGCUGAAUCUUUUAUAUCUGUGUCUGCUCCUGCUACAGGAGUUCGUAAAACAAAAGGUACCAUUGACCUUGAUAUAAUGAAACGUAUAAAGUUUAUGAUAAUGUUUAUUAUCCACCCUCUUUGUUCUAUGGCUAUCCUUAUACUGGCAGGAUUGUGUUGGAAUUUCAGUGUUACCCAUUUGUGUACUUUUUGUUAAUGGCAAAAAGCAUAGAUUUAAUAAUUGCCUCUCUUGAAGAAAAGGAACCCCCUUCUGCCAUGCACUGUAGGUGCUUCUAGCAUUGUACAUGUUUUGUGGAAGAUAUCCAGAGAUCUUAGUCCUGAAAGUGAAUAUGACCAAAAGUGCCAAACAUGUCUACUGAUAGCUUAAUUUGUCAGGUGUUUGAGAGGGAUAUAGCGGCAUUGAGGGCAACUUGGCCUAACCAGGGAUAGGCAGUCUUUGGCACCGCAGAUGUGGAAUACAUCUCCCUUGAUGCUUUGCCAGCAUUAUGGAUGUAAGAGCUUUAUGGGAGAUGUAGUCUAUAACAUUUGGAGAGCCAGAUGUGCUAAAUCCCUUUCUACCUGUCAGUCAGUUCUUCCCUAUAGACAGAGAGCCAUCAUACAGACAGUUCUCCUACUAUAGAGCAUAUUUGGCGUGGUUGCCAUGUUUUCUUUCUAGCCAGUGCUUUUAGUGCAGAGUAGAAAAAUAUAGGAACCGAGUGAUUGAUGUCACUCCGUGCUGACGUGUGCAAUCAAGUUAACAUGUUGGGUCAUGGAGAACUGUCUCCAAGUAGGGUAAAGCAAAUCAGACCAUGAACGGGACACUGGAGUGGCUAAAGGUGGAUGUUGGGAACACCCACUGGUCUAUGCAUAUGGAGCUACACCAAAGCCCUAUGUAACUAUGUUUAAAAGUAGGCAUGUUUUGUGACUUUUUGUUAUGUUUUCUCUGUUCUUUAUGCCACCUGUAUCUUAAUGAUUAUUCUCACCCUACCUUUUCUUCCUUAUACCUUCAUAUCUGUCUCCUCGGCUUAUAUUAUCUGCUAUUUGUCAUACUGAAAGGUUCAUUUUAAUCAUUGUGGAUGUAAUUGGCAACUAAAACAGAAAUUUGUUGAAGAGUUAGACUUAAUCUCCCCACCAUCCACCCUAAAGAAAAAGGCAUUAAUGUAGGAUAUGGCAUAUGCUCACAAAAUAUUUCAAGGACCUCUUUUUGCAUGCCUGCAUGAAACAUAUUAUGACCUCAAUGUAAUAAGCUUUCCAAAUUAUUCAAUGCCACUAGAAAACUUUCUAAAUUAUUCAUCUACUGAAGUUAAAGUCCAUGGGGAUUUUUGCAGAUAUAGGAUUUGGAAAGUGUUUUCGAACGAUAUUGACUCCUUAUUAAAUCUUAAGUUGAGGCAUAUGUUGUAAAUUAGGUUUUAAUGAUUAAAUCAUGUUCUAUUGAGUUGCGUUUUGUCUUUAUAUUUUAUUUUUGAAAGUGACAUUUUACAGAAGUGUGUGUGUGUGUAUAAGAUAAAAGAUGAAUGUAAUAUUAAAACACAUUGAAAAAUACUUUUUUUUUUUUUUUUGUUCUUGUAUCCUCUGCAAUGGUCUAUUCAUUUUAUUUUAAUGUUAUUUCUGUACUUUUUUACUCCUGAAAGGUUCAGCUGAAGUGUCUGCUGUGAACGGCAGUACUUGGAGUGAGAAGCCUGCUAAAUUGAUUACCCCUCAAGAAAAAUGGGUGUCUUCAUCUGGGAAAAAGAAAGCUGAGCCUUGCAACUGGAAUCAAGAAGCUGGGGAUGCCAAUGGAAAGGAUUGGAGUGCACCAUGGAGUGAGCGGUCAAUUUUCCCGAGUUUAAGUACGGCUUUUGUAUUUAAGGGCUGCUAUAGGUUGUGUAUGCUCUCACUUAAAUUAAGAAAAUGCAAAAAUGAAGGAAGUUUAAAUAAGUGAGGCCCUUUCCUUCAAAUAUAUAUCUGCUUGCAAUGUCUUAGUAGAAACCCAAAAACAGACCCCUUCCAAAAAAUGCAUAGAUGUAAUAAGAUAUAUCCCACGCACCCUGUGCAAACAAAAUAAUCAGAAUAAAUAUUCACAUAGGAAGAUACAUGGCUUUUCAUAGGACUUUUCCUUAGUUCUAUUUAUUUAAAAAAACAAACUACAGCAAUCCUAUAGACGCAUAAAAUAAUUGCGCUAAUUGUUUCAUUCACAAAUGUAAAUGGUAGAGUGCCUUUAAUAUUAGGCAAUUAGCCUGAUUGUCCACUCCUAUAACUCCAUUCUUUCCUCAUCCGUGAAGUGGCCAAGAGUUAUAAAACCAAGAUAAUGCAGGAUGUAAACCACUUAAAAAUAUCCCAUAUUUUUCCGCGUAUAAGACGCCCCCAUGUGUAAGACUACCCCUAUUUUUGAGCCCAAAAUUAAGAAAUACAUAUUUUAAACAUCAAAUAGAAUCACUUUGUUUUUUUAGAGGUGACUUUGAGGAGAACAACACACUUCUGAUUCUCAUGCUUCCCUGUACUAAGGGACUCAGUGAAGUUUAAUGGCUCUAUAGUGCAUGCUGGGAGACAACAGCUCCCACAAUACAGCAGGUGGUGAGAGGGCAUGCUGGGAUAUCACAACAGUAUUUCCUCUGCUCGCUGAUCCUUAUUUCUUCCCCCAUGAAUAUAAAUCAGAAAGCAAUACCUACCUGAGGUGGAGCAAACCUUAAUAUGGCUGCAUGUUGUGGCAUGUAGGGACCUCUUCUCCUUGCCACAGCAUUCAGAAGUGGAUCGGCAGGCGGGAGGGAGGGCAGGAAUGUGUGUGGGCUGUGGCACACUGAAACGUGACAGGCGCCAUCUUGGCUUAAGCCCCACGCACAAGUGUUUUUUGGGGGGGAUUAACCACUGCACUCUUAUUUCGCGUAUAAGACGACACCCAAAUUUAGACUAAAAAAAAAAAAAAAAAAAUAGAAAAAGUCUUAUACAUGGAAAAAUAUGGCAAGUAAUUCUUUUUUUUUUUUUUUUUUUUCGGUGAGUGCAAGAUUUACAGGAGAUUUGAGACUGCUCGAGUAUGUCAUUUGGCCUGAAAUAUAAGUUGUAAUUGAUGGCCAACCACCUUUUAUGUACAUUUGGUCAGGUUUAUCAUUGCUCAUCUUGUUUGUUUAUGCAUUUUCAGCUGCUUGGUCUGCUGUGGAUGGAAGGAUAAACAAAGCUGAAACGAGGCCUCCGUUUUCCAACAUUGGAUUAAACAGUACGGUGCCUGGUAAGGUCCAUUAUUCCAGGAAUUAUCGUGCUAAGCUGUGUUUGGAUUAUAAUCAUAAUGUGUUCUAUACUUGCAUUCACUCUCUGUUGGUUAUUAUUAGCGUUUAUAUAGCACCAACAUAUUCAGCAGAGCGUUACAGUUUAGAAUGGGGAUAUCUGGCAUACAGAAUUUUAUAAAUCCUUAAUAUUAGACAUUCUCCCCGUAGGAAAUUUUGUGUGGUCCAGUACUGAAAUAGUAGAUGAAGGUAGUUUAAAUAGUAAUAAAUAUUAAAAAUCUGAAGUUUGUGUACUCUCUUGUAACUGCAGUUUGUUUUCCUUUUAUUAAUCUGUUAACUGUUCUGCUGGUGGCCUGUGUAGGAAAAAUUGUCUCUUAUAUGAAUGGACAUGAAAUGGAGAAACACAAAUCCUGCUAGUGUUCAGGUUGUGACACAUUGUAAACAUUCCAGUAUUGAUUGUUUCAUUCAAUAUCUUACCGUAAAAAAAAUCACCAUUGAGUCUCGAUUUACAAAACCUGAAAAAUUCAAAUUUUGUCCCAGUGCUAUAUCAUUGUUUAUAACUGCUUUAUGUACUGUGCACCCAAAAACACUUGUUUUCCUGUUUUUAAAUAUAAUUUUAUAUAUAUAUUUUAAUUUUUUUAAGCUGUGGUUAGUGAUCCAGUUGCUCAGCCUAAUGUCUCUGAUAGCCAGUGGGAUGUGGGACCUGCAGAACCCUCCAUGGAUGACGAAUGGUCUGGAUUAAGUAUGUAUAGUAUUCAGGUGUUUGUUUUUGUUUGUUUUUUUUCCACCUAUCUCUACCUCAUUAUUUUAUAUAUACAUAUAUCUCUCCUCUCUCUCUCUCUCUCUCUCUCCUCUCUCUCUCUCUCUCUCUCUCUCUCUCUCUCUCUCUCUCUCAUGCAACUGAAGGCACAAUUUGUUCAAAAACCACUACAAUAAACUGUAGUGGUUCUGGUGCUUAAAGAGCCUGUCCCUGCAUUGUAAACACUGUGAAAAGGUAGUGUUUCCCAUUUGUCUCCAAGAACACCUCUAGGUGCAUCUUAUUAAGAUUUUGCAAUGCCUAUGAUCAUCUUCCCUCUAUAAAGAUUCCGGAAGCUUUCCCAUAGAGAUGCAUUGGUAUAAUUUGUCAUAAUGACAAGAUUGAGGUAGAUGCAGCGAUCACCACACAUGACAUUUAACGGUAUGCAUUUAUUUUUUUUUUAAAUCUGUGAGUUAUCCAUAUACCACAAAAUGCACCAUCGUCCUGCCCUCAAUUUUAUUUUUAUCUUUCUACACUGGGCGUGUUAUUAACCUCUUAAGGACACAUGACACGUGUCACAUGUCAUGAUUCCCUUUUAUUCCAGAAGUUUGGUCCUUAAGGGGUUAAAGGGACACUCCAUGCACCAAAACAACUUCAUCUAAAUAAAGUUCUGUUGCCCAGAGGCACUCUUACUUCAAGGGAUUAAAGUGUUGUCGAAUGAUUUAACCCCAUAGUUGCCUACAGCAGCAAUUUCCAUGAAUUUGUUUUGAAUAAAUUUAAUUCACUAAUAUUUAUUUGACUGUUAUCAUUCACUUGUAAAAACCUUUUUUUGUAUUGUACGAAUAUGUGGUAAAAGGGUACUGGGAAUUUGCAUGCACACUUAUGUCUGUCAUUGAGUUGUAUGGAAUGCCCGCCAAUGAAUGAUGUCGUCUUUAUUUUUUACAGUACUUAUUGCUUAGUAUUGAACAGAAAUGUUUUGAGUUGGUAUAAUACGGUAAACUUUACUGUCCACAGAUGGUUUAAGUUCAACUGAUCCCAGUUCUGAUUGGAAUGCUCCAGCUGAAGUUUGGGGAAACUAUGAUGAAGAAGAACCAGUGACCGAAGGCCAACCGGAGGACCCUGAACAAGAAGCUCUAAAGGUCUGUUUUUAUUUUGAGGCAAUAUUUUAUGGUAUUGUUACUCCAGCAAUUAAUCUUUCAUAAUGAAUCUCGCCCAAAAUGAAACCUUUAAUAUCAUUGUAGUACUCCUUUUAAGUCCUGCUACACCAGGGGUUCUCAACGUUAGUCCUCAGGACCCCCUACCAGUCCAGGGUUUAGGGAUUACCUGGGUGUGUCUAAGGUGUUUAGAAAAAAAAAAAAAAAAACACCUUAGAGUCUAAGGUGUUUUUUUUCCCCCCUUUUUCUAAACACCUUAGACACACCCAGGUAAUCCCCAAAUCCUGGACUGGUAAGGGGUCCCAAGGACUGGGUUGAGAACCCCUGCGCUACACUAUGGCAUUGGGAAUACAACCACCCCACCCCACCCCAUUUAAAAUGUAAUUAAAAAAAAAAAAAAAGUGCUGUUCACCUCCCUACCUCUGUAACAUCACAGAUGGUUCAAUCCAAUGAUCCUGAUAGACCAUAAAAUGACCAUGAGUGGGCAAGCACCACAUGUACAUUCAACCUUCCCUAUAGAAAAAGCAUUGAGUCAAAGCUUAAUUAUGGUGGCUUCUGUGUCAUGUGACCAAGUUUUACUCGGUUAGUGCAGUAGAUGCUCUAGUGGCUGUGAUACUGACAGCCUCUAAAGGUGGUCUUAGCCAUGCUGUGUAAACAUUGCAGUUAAAAAAAUAAAAAUCCCAGCUCCAUCAUGAUGCAGUUUCACAUCUGUUCUUCUGUAGUGACAUUUGAAGUCCAUUCACUCAUUCACAGACAUCACAGGACUACAGAGGAGCAUUGCAUGUACUGCUUGUCUGUCUGGAGCUAGUCUUAUAACAGUCGCAGAUAUAAAAUAGCUAGUUUAGAGCCUAAAUGCCUAUAAUUCAACAUAUAUAGCCAACAUUUAACUUCCAUCCUGUCAAUUUUGUCCUUUUUUUUUCACAUGCAUAACUGUGUGUGGGAAGACUUCUUGUGGGGAUGUGUCUAUGGAGAGUAGAAAUUACUGGGAUUUCCAGGGGGGUUAUGAUUCUGCACCCUAGUUAUAUGGUGGGCAGAGAUUGUAGUCAACAUCUCCUUAAGAUCUAAAUUACCGUGAGAGCUCUGUUUGGUCUAAAACCUUGAGAAUUGGCAAUAGUUGUCUGCACCUACUUGAUGUGAUGUAGUGAAGCUCUCCUUGCCAGCCUGUGCAGCAGUAAGAUGCCCCCUUAGCAUAUCAUUCCAGGUGAAUACGUUAUUUAUCUUUUUGUAGCGCUGAUCUUUGCUCUGUAGAAUGGAUGUGUGGUCUACAGAUGGUGUGGAGAGUGCCAGAAGAGAUUUAUUUAUUUAGUUUAUUCUCAUUGCAUUUUCCUUAUGUGCAUUGAAAAUGAGAACAUGGUUUUUCAUUCACUUAAACUCAGGUUUCUGACAAUGAGAAGGAUGAAUCAGCUGCUCAAAAUUCUUCAAGUGGUAAAACCAAGAAGAAGAAGAAAAAGAAGAAGAAGCAGGGAGAAGAGUCUGGCUCUCCUACACAAGUAAGCAAAUGAGAAGCAUACACGUUCUGGGCAUCUGGGAAUUUUACACCUACAUAAAUCUCCUCUAUUGAUAUUCUAUUGAAAAAUUUUAUGGUGUGGACACAAGUAAAAUUCGCUCUGUUAUUACUCAUGCAUGUUAGUGCUUUAGUGUCUUUCAUCAUAGUUUUUCUUCUAAAGCAUGCCUUAACACAUCUACCUCUCUUACAGCGAUCACAGAUAAAAUCAUUGUGUAGAUUAUCACCUUGUACUGGAGCUGGAUUCUAGUCAAUAAAAAUUGGCAGCCUUUCCUACUAAAAUGUUGUAUCAGACAUGUAGUAAAAGACUCUUUAUUCUAUUUAAAUAGGAUACUGAAGGGAAUGAUGGUGAUGUAGUGAAUAAUGUCCAAGAACAUACUCCUGAAGCACCCCCUCAAACAACAAAAAUUACUCCAGUCAAUGCAGGAAAGACCAAUGAACCGAAAAAGACUAGUGAGCCGAAAAAGACUAAUGAGCAAAAAAAACCUAGUGAACCCAGGAAAAACAGUGAGUCUAAAAAGACCAGUGAACCGAAGGCAACUGAACAGAAGAAGUCUGGUGAACCAAAGGCCAGUGAACCGAAAAAAGCCGGUGAGCAGAAGAGCAGUGAACCAAAAAAGGCCAAUGAGCAGAAAACGAAUGAACAGAAGAAAAAUAAUGAGCCGAAAAAGACCAGUGAACAGAAAAAGAAUAGCGAAUUAAAGAAGGUAUGGCUUUUGUUUUGUUUUCUGUUGUCAUUUUGUAUAUUUACAUUGGAAGGCCAUCCAAGGCUCUAACUGUGCAAUAACCUAAUUCUUGCUCCACAAACCUUAUGUGCUGUGCUUGCCUUUUUGCUCCACAAAUACUGCUACACAUGAUAUCAUGACUUGCACUUCUGGGAGUUGUAGUUUAGCUGUUCGCUGUUAUUUGAACGCGCAACUCGCAGAACACUUGCUGUGUCCAUAAAAUUUGUGGAUACAUUCAGGUUUGCUAUAGAAAGUUAAAUAAGGUGAGCCACUUCCUGGUUUGAUAAGAGCCCAUUUGUUUUUGUAUAUAUGUCAUCAUUUGGCUUUUAGCAAGCACUAGUAAAAUUCUAAAUUAUUUGCUGAUAGCAUAUGAGAACACUGCUGAAGAUUUGAUUAUUUUUAUAUUGUAACCUAUACCUCAUUCAAAAGCAGUGUAUUAAACUUCUGAUGUAUGUGUUGUGAACCUUUUAUAUUGUACAAUAUUCUUUGAAUGUUCAAGAACAUAUUUACUAUUUGAAUUGAUUUAACACUGCAUAUUAAGGAGACUAACAUGCAGCCUGUUUUUAAAUAGCUAUAUAUUAUUAUUUUUUUCCCCUUUAAAACAAAAAUAAGUGUGAAGAGGAAAAUCGUCCAGUUACUGUACUCAUGGAGUCACCGGUAAUAAACACACUUUCGGAUAAGAGUUCUUCCAAGGGGCAGCAGUCUCAAGAGAAAGGCCCAUCAGUUAACAAGCAGAACAUUGUGCCUCCACCACUACAAGGUUAGAAUAUGCUAUUAAUUUUAAAUAUGUAUGCAAAGUAAUUGAAACCACUUUUCCCCUUCCUUUAAACUGUGCUUAUAAAGUGCUUGCAUGUUCUGAAAUCUUCUUUAAACACUUUGUUGUGCACACAAUGAGCUUAAUAUCCAUGCAAAUCACAUAAACAUUGCUAAGCUGUAUUGUGUUAAGUCCUAUUAAUUGAUUAUCCUUCAAAUGAUUUUUAUUUAAUUCCACUCCUCUAUUCUGAAUUCAAAGUUUACUUAUUUUUAUUUGUCAAGGUUCAUCUAUCAUGAUGACAAACAUGACCUAUUGUCACUUUGUCAUGCCCCUUCUGCCUUUUAAAUUUGCUUAAAGGAACACAAUCAUGUUAGGAAUAUGAAUCCGUAUUGCUAACAUUAUAGUGUCCCUGUCCCUACUGGUAUCAGGUGUGUUCAAGCCCCCACUUCCUCUAUGAAAUCCCCCUGCUGCAGCCCCGGCCCUCCAGGGCCAUGUGAUCACAUGGCUACAAUAGAAGUCUAUGCAGCUGCCAGCAGGGGGACUGCCUGAAAAAUCAGGCAGUCCCCCAGGCACCUAAAAUGUAAAAAAGAAAAUAUAUUGUACAUGUAUAAUAUAAAAUGGUUAAAUAAUUGUAUCAUGUAUCUCAUAUUUGCAUUAAGUGUACUUUGAGAUAUAUACAGAUAUAUAUCAAAAUACACUUAUGUAAUCCUAUAUAUGUAUAAUAUAAAAUGCUUUAUUUUAUAAUAUAUUAUACAUUUAGGAAAUUGUGUGUGUAUAUUAUAUUAUAUUCACUACUCUACAUACAGAGUGAGUGAAUGUCUCACGAGUACAACAGUACGCCUCAAGUAUAGGUUUUAUGGUGAUUUGGAAAGUUACAGGGUCCAACAUAAGAUUUGCCAAUUUCUAUUUUUGUAAAUUGCUAUUCGCCAGAUUGGCUAUGUUGCAGAUGGCAGCCCAGAAAUGAAAAUUAACCCUACCAUGUCAUACCAUUUGAAAAAGUAGACAGCCCAGUGAAUUCAAAUGUCCAGUCUUUUGUAGUAGCCACAGUGUCACAAACACUGGCAAAAGUUAGUAUUUAUAUUUGUUUGUGAAAAAUGCAAAAAAACUAAUAUUAACGCUAACUUUGGUCAGUGUUUGUGACUAAGUUGUCUACUAGAUACCAUACGGUCUCAAAGGCAACAUAACUAAUUUGGCAAAUUUCAAAGGAACACUGGCCAAAGAUAGCGUUUUAUUUGUUUUUCACGGACGAUAUCAUGGUUGUGAUACAUUUUACUGUUUUGAAACACUCAUAUUUGUGUUCAGCGAAGUCUCUCUAGUAUAGCCGUGUCAUCCCUCCCCCCCCCCCACCCACCAUUUACUGGUUUUAUGUUUUUGAAAGUUACAGGGUCAAAUAUAAUUACUUUAUAUAUUAAAACUUCCAGAGCCCUUUCCCUAAAUUUGUUAUCCUAAUAUUUAAAGGAACGCUGUAGGGUCAGGAACAAAAACUUGUAUCCCUAAACCUAUAGUGUUAAAACCACCGUCUAGCGCUCCUGGUCCCGUCCCCCCCCCAAUUCUUGCUUCUGUAAAUAUAGUAAAAUCUUUUAUACCAGUCUGCUGACCUCAUCAGAACUUAUUCUCUUAACCAAUCUCAAUGCUUUUCCUUAAGAUUGGCUGAGACUAUCAAGGAGGCAGAGCCAGUACAAGUCAAACACAGCCCUGGCCAAUCAGCAUCUCCUCAUAGAUGCAUUAAAUCAGUGCAUCUCUAUGAGGAGAGUUCAGUGUCUGCAUGCAGAAGGUGGAGACACUAAAUGACAGUACUGCACAAUGUGCAGCACUGCCCCAGGAAGCACCUCUAGUAGCCAUCUGAGGAGUGGCCUGUGGAGUUAUCACUAAGCUGUAAUGUAAACAUUGCCUGUUCUAAAAAUAGUGCUUACUGCAAAAAACCUGAAGCGAAUGAUUAUACUCACCAGAACAAAUUCAAUAAGCUGUAGUUGUACUGGUAAAUAUAGUGCCCUUGUAAGGAUACCAACUUAGGUAGCCAUCUGCUAAACACAUACACAUGUAUAUACGUAUGCGCACACAUGUAUAUACAUAUGCGCGCGCCCACACCAAAUCACAGACCUGUAUAUACAUAUGCAUGCGCACGCACACUAAAUUACAGACCCACACACACCUAUACACACACACACACACACACACACACAAAAAUACACAAAAAUCCCAUACACAUUUCGUACUAAAGAGGUCCACACAAUAUUGCUCUGGAAUGGAUCCUCUGUCCCUGGUGGCCAGUGGUUGCUGCUGGGCUGGGACCUCUUUUCACAGGUCCAUUGCGCACCCAGCAGUGAUGCCGAUGCCAGGAUGACGUCAUAUCCUGGUGGCUGGCUCACUACAGGGAGCUGUCCAGUAGGAGCACAGAAUGUAAAGGGCUUCCCUCGCCUCCCUGCAGCGUAGAAGGCAACUAGGCCGCACUGCUAGCGGUCCCGGCCGCAGGUUGGACAACCCUGUUUAAUACAUUCAAAAGUUAUUUUGAAACCGAGAAGGUGAGUUAAUUUGAUUUUGUAAAUAUGCUGUAAAGGUAAAAUCUGUUAUUGGCUAGCAUGCAUUCCAUUCGAGGUCAGCCACUGAUCACUGAGUGGCUGAGGUAAGGAAUGUUCUCGCACAGUGAGCAGCAGAUAUUUAAAGGUUAAAUGAGUGCCAGACGGUUUAUGUAGAUUCUACGGUUUUUAGCCUACUUACAUUUUGUAUUUCAUUUUAUAGCUAAAUUUGGAAAUUGCCCACAAGUAUAUAAAUGAAAAUAAAGAUUAAAAUGUAUCAUUUAUUGUUACAUUUAAAAUAAAGAACAUCUUUAACCCCUUAAGGACACAUGACGUGUGUGACAUGUCAUGAUUCCCUUUUAUUCCAGAAGUUUGGUCCUUUUUAAGGGGUUAAAUAUCACUCAGUGAGAAAAGGGUAAUAAAUAUAUAUAUGAAUUUGAUAGACCCUAUGGAAAAGAAGAGAGAAAAGAAUGUUUUGGCUUGAAUUUUGUUAGCGGAGAUUCUAAACUCUGCCUGGCCAAACGCGCGUCGGGACUCUGCUCAGAUCACUCAUUACAACUUCCUCAAUACUUUAGAGUUUUUAAAACUCCCCCUUGGCGGCAUUUUACUGUUUGAGAGGAUGACACUCCUAGGAGACUGGAGUGCAGCCGUCUUAUUUCUGAGCCAGGAUUACCUGAUUUAUGAUAGGAGCUGCCUUGAUUCUGGGUGUUAAGCUUUAUCUUAUGAUAGGUGCCCCUGAAGGCACACACAGACCUCAAGUGUACUGUAUCUUAGACACUCAUUACCAAAGCAAAUCAGUAUUUACUCUCUCACAGACAACUAGAUAUAUAGGCUGUAUAGUCAGUACCUGUAAUAAAUUAAGUGACCAUGAAGGCACAGUUUAGAACCUCCGUUAUAAUUAUCAGCUAAACCUAGAUAGCUCCAUAUUAUUCAGGUUGAUAAUACAUGGACUAUUUAAUACGUUUUUCUUUCUGAUACUGUAGUUUAACUAGCUACUACCGUCACUACCCUUGAUUGCAUAUUUACUUUAUAACAUUUUGCUAUUCUCUCCAAGUAGCAACUACGAGAUACAUUUCUUGCUAAUCGCUACUAAGUCUUGCUGAUUGAUAAUACAAGGGAACUGGAGCUAACUAGAAUCCAGCUAAACAUAUAUUCUUUUCUCUCUUCUUCUUUUCCAUAGGGUCUAUCAAAUUCAUAUAUAUAUAUAUAUAUAUAUAUUGUUUUUCACGAUAGUACCUUUUUCUCACUGUCAUAUUUAAAGAUGUUCUUCUUUAUUUUAAAUGUAACAAAUACGUUUUAAUCUUUAUUUUCAUUUGUAUUAUAUACCUGUUUGCAAUUUCCGAGUUUAGCUAAUUAAUUACUACUAAAGGGUUAUUCCCUUAUAAAGCCUGCAUCAUAGAGCUCACCGUUCUUUCUAACUAUUUCAUUUUAUACUCUCACCUGGAUGAGACUAUAGUGGUCAGUGCAUAUUUAAUGCUGUCAGAAAUUAGAAGAUGGCCAAGCAAAGAGAUGACAGUAUGUGGGUAGUCCUGUUUCAUCAAAUAUGUUCCAGUUAUGUCAAUUUGUUUUUUAAUCUUGUGUUGUAUGGUUUUUAUUCUUUGUAUUACUCAUAACAUUUCCAGAUAGCAUGAAUUCUUAGAUUUAAAAAAACACAGAAAACAUUCUUACCAAUGACAAACAUUUAUAUUUUAGGUAAAGCUGAAGAGAACUGGGAAUCUCCAAAACAAGUGAAAAAGAAGAAAAAGGCCCGAAGGGAAACGUGAUUUUUCUUAGAUGAUAUCGAUCACAUGUUCAGACACUGUCUUGGAGAUUAUGCGGUUUAUGCAAUAAUUUGUGAACAUGUACAGAAUUUUAUAUAAAUUGUCAGAAUUUUUAAAGCUGAUAUCAACAUGACCUUGCUUAAAACAGGAGGAAAUAAAGGAAAAGUAAAAAUAUGCUUAACAUACGAGGUCAACGUGAGAAAGUACUGGAAACAUUUUGAAGAUCCUGAUUUGUGAGGGGGAGGUGGGCUGUUUUUUGUUUUGCCAACUUGGAACAUAUAAAUUUGUUUAAAAAAAAAAAAAAAGAGAGAGAACUUAAUUCCUGAUUUUACAAAAUGGUGAGCAGUUUACAUUAAAAUUGUACCCCAACGUGUUUCAAAUAGUACAACCAUCUGGGAUGAUUAUGUGAAACGGCAGUUCUGCUAUCCUCAUGUGAAAAGUCACUUUUUUCUAACUUUUAUAUCUAAAUGCAUUGUAUGCACUAGCUAUGUACUGCCCCAUAGCAACAUCACAAGUUCAAGAGUUAACAUGAAGUUAAAAUAAGGACUAUUACAGACUGAACGGCAGUGAAUUAUGAAAAUUGAGCAUGUGUUUCAUUACAUUUUUGUCUUGACUGUCCCCUUUUAAACAACUUUUAUGUAAUAAUUUUAAGGCGUGACAUUGUGUUCUUAAGUCUUUUCAUCCUUUUGAUAUAAUUGUUAUCUGCUUGAUGGCUUUUAAUCCAUCUAUUUUACCCACAGCACGGUCAAUCAUGUUUUGUAAAAUGGCUAUAUGUCUUUGAGUAACUCACUGUUUUUGGUUUGACCCUAACCAAGACUUUUUUUUUCUUCUCCCAUUCUUUAACACUCUGUGCUGGACUAUUUAGAUUGAUACAAUGGCUCCCCAAGCUUUAAUUGACAAUGUCAAGACUUCCAGUAAUCAGGAAAUAUUUUGUUUUCUGCCUUAACCUGUAGUACGUAGACCGUAUAUGUAGAUUUCAUUGAACAAGUUUAGUGUUUUUAUAAUAAAGAUACUGCAGCUGUAAUUCAAAAUGCUUAUUCCAGCUUCAGGCUGUAUUGAUUUUUAAAACGGUGUGUGUGUGGUUUUAUCACCACUCCAGGCACUACAAUUGCAUUUUAUUAAACCUACAGCUAACUUUGUAUCUGUAUUUUGUGCAUGGUAAGUCAUACCUUGUAAAUAGCCUUACCAAAUGUUCUCCUUUCCCCCAUUUUCUCUUUCUAUAAAUAACAUCGCUCUGGAAAAUAUAAUGUACAAGAGAAGCCAUGUCAAAUGUAAUGUCUUGCGGACUGCUACAACCUCAGUAUAAACACAAUAUCGGUAGUUUCCAAUGGUACUGAUCAAUGGCUUUAUAUUUUUUCCUCUUCAUGUGAUUGCAAGUUAUUUCAGGCAUCAGACUAAAUCAUAGUCCUUGGAACUUCUGGCACCUUUCUUUAAUGGUUAAAAGCAUUGAAUGUUUUGGAAUAAACUGAACUGUUUUAUGAAAGGUUUUUUUUUCCCCUUUAAUUUUUCAUGGACCUAAUAAAAUAAAAAUGAAAUUCAACCCUUUUUGAGAAACGUGACAAUUUAAGUUUACAUGUUCAAAAGCUUUUGUUUAAUUCAGUGAUAUUUCUAAGUUGAUUUUGUUUAAAUAAAUCUUGCAAAUUCAGCA